AUGGGUGCGGUGUACUUGUUCGCUGAUUCAUUAUCGUUAGAGCAAGCAAACUCACUUUUUUGCUUGGGUCCUGGUUAUCAGUCGUAUUUCGUGCACGAUUCUGGAAGUACUUUACCUGAUGGAUAUAAGAAGCAUCUAUUUGAUGGUCGAUUGAGCAGUGUUCUAAUAAUGGCUUAUUGUCCAAAGAACUGCCAUGGACAACUUUGUCUAAACUCACCGUCGAAGGUGCCAUCAACAUAUUUUGUGCAAGUACCACAUGCGGUUAUGAAGGAGGGUGUGGAAGUCAUCACUACGCAUUCUAUACAUAAUUCGUUGCGAUCAGUCGGUGGCAUACAGAUACUUCUCCCUCUUUUCUCGCAGCUUGAUCUUCCAUGCGAGGAUGGGACGGCCAUGGAUGGCGAUAUGUGCUCCACUCUGCUCUCGCUUAUUUCCCUACUGUUGUCCAGUUCGCAGACAAUACAACAGCAACUCUACCAUAGCAAAGGAUUUUUGAUCAUCGGUCACGCCUUGCAAAAGGCCUCAAGCAGACAUAUCACUAUGAAAGUGGCAGAGCAAGUCAUAGAUAUGGCAAAAUUCUUACUACGAUGCUCAUCCGGCGGUCCUCUAAUCAAGCAGCUCUUCGAGCAUAUCAUGUUCAACCCGAAGUUAUGGAUUAAUAGCGAACCUGCCGUCCAGGUCGAAGAAAGACCCAGUACAUUCCCGAAUGAGGAUGUCAUUUCCAUUAGGGGAUCAAUCCUUAUUUUCCUGAAUCGGUUGAUUCUACUCAAUGCGGGCAGUGGUCAAGAUGCGAUUAGGGAGCAAGAAAUCCAUCAGUUGAUGAAUUUUGUUGCCACCGUUCAUGAAGAUGAUAAUCUCUACGAUGUGUUGGCUUUGCUAAAUCGGCUGCUAGGAUUUUAUCCUCAAAUAAUGGUACCAAUUUUUGACAAAGACAAGGAUGUUGGCUUGGUCUUCAAAUUACUUUCAUCGCCCAAUCAGCUCAUCAGAAUCCCUGCUUUGAAAAUGUUUGGUUUCUUCCUGCAAAGGUCUACACUGAAGUAAGU
This is a messenger RNA of Cylicostephanus goldi, 1040 nucleotides long. Lineage: Eukaryota; Metazoa; Nematoda; Chromadorea; Rhabditida; Strongylidae. The record is from the annotation of a GenBank genome assembly.